Molecule: messenger RNA, 522 nt
Organism: Physella acuta
Lineage: Eukaryota; Metazoa; Mollusca; Gastropoda; Physidae
Product: multiple epidermal growth factor-like domains protein 10
Source: RefSeq, a predicted model, not a curated record
AUGGGACUGGACAGUUCAGUCGUCUGCCCCAGCGAGACCUACGGGCUGAACUGUACCGGCACGUGCAGCCCUAACUGUGCCAGCAACAAGAUCGUGGAGCCCAGCAGCUGUCAUCAUGUCAGUGGGGUGUGUGUCUUUGGGUGUCGGGACGGACACAGUGGAGCCAAGUGUGACAGUGUCAUCUGCAACCAGAAAGGAUUCUACGGCCAGUACUGUGGACAGGCCUGCAGCCAGUUCUGUAAGACCGAUGAACAGAGUCCAGACCCCAUCUGCCAUCCUGUGUCUGGAAUCUGCUUGCUGGGGUGCCAGGACGGUUAUGAUGGGCCACGAUGUGAUGUCAAAUUGUGUACCAACGACACCUACGGUGACCAAUGCCAGUAUAACUGUAGCUCCUACUGCCAGCGAAUACCUGGCCACAUGAGCUGUGACCCAGAGACUGGCGUGUGUUUAAUAGGUUGCCAGGAUGGAUACUUUGGAUUUUUUUGUGACACGGCUACAGGCAAGUCGAGUCACAUUUUGUGA